Dicrocoelium dendriticum is the source of this 431-nucleotide messenger RNA. Lineage: Eukaryota; Metazoa; Platyhelminthes; Trematoda; Plagiorchiida; Dicrocoeliidae. The record is from the annotation of a GenBank genome assembly.
AUGGCGGCAGUAAAGCGGUUAAUAGGAACUUGUUGGACAUGCAAAAAAAGACUCGCCACUGCCGGUCAACAGCUAAUGGCACCGUUGCCGCUAGCCCGUGUGGAACGGGGAUGGCACCCCUUCAAGUUUGUCGGCGUGGAUUAUUUCGGACCAUUUAUUGUUAAACACGGGCGGAGACAAGAGAAGCGCUAUGGAUGCCUAUUUACAUGUAUGCAAGCACGAGCCGUACACAUCGAACUCUCACCUACAUUGAGUACUGACUCUUUUAUCAUGGCCCUGAAACGAUUUGUUGCCCGCAGAGGGACCCCGGCCGAAAUAUUCAGUGAUAAUGGGGGCAAUUUUGUGGGUGCUGCUACUGAGUUGCGUACUGCCAUGAAGAGCUGGUCACAAGCAAAGAUCAAUGAUAAGCUACUGAGUAUAGGAGUGCAGUG